AUGUCUCAAAGUCCGAGUCCACCAGCACCAAUUAUAACAUCGAUGGAAACUGUGGAAAUCGAAUUUUCGGCAAAAGUAUUCACUGGAUUUCAAUUGUUCUAUGGAGUUCCUUCUUUUAUUAUCAUGAGUGUUUUGUUUCUACAUUUGGGCUCUCGCAAACAUUAUACCAAUUCGUUUUAUCGGCUAGUACAGGUGGAUUUGCUUACAAACAUGAUAAUCUACGCGAACACGUGGACCGCAAUUAGGCUCGAAAAACAGCCAUCGUGUAUUUUCCUUUUAAAAUUGGUGGAAUAUUAUAUCCCGUCGUUCUUGUCCUGGUCUAAAUACCUCACAUUUUUCUUCAAUAACAUGCAAUUCUUGUUAGCGGCCGUUUUGAAUGUUCAUCGGAUUUCUUCGGUUUUGUACCCGAUGAGUUGUGAGAGGUUCUGGUUUCGCUACUACGUUCUAGUAUCGUUUGGCUUCUGUAUCUACAGCUAUCUUCCUCGCUUUUUGUGGGCUUCCAAAUUCACAAUUGAAGUCAAUAUUGUCAAUGGAACACUGACAAAAUUCCGGUAUCCCGAUGUCAUGGAUCAAGCCAUAAACGUUACUGCAAUUUUCAAUUUAAUUUAUUUCACAGCAAUUAUAAUAAUUGGUUUGACAACUGUGCUUUUGGUGUCGAAUAAGGUGAAAGUGAUCUCCCAGGCGAACAGUUUGGUUAAGCGGAAGUUGACAAAAAUUGCCAUGACAUAUUGUUUAGUUUUUGCUGUUCAACUCGCCUGGACAACAGUAAACAGUUUGAACUCCUACGUUAAGUUCAUACCGGAUAUAAUAUUGAAUGUUAAUACAUAUAUUCUUUCAAUUGUCUCUGAUCUGAUAACUUUGGCGCUUCCUUGGAUUUUGAUAAUACACGAUGGAAAUGUACAAAAAGAUAUUCUGGGCAAAAAGAAACAACAAGGGACGAUAGUAGUUGUGUCUUCAGCAGCCUAA
This is a messenger RNA of Caenorhabditis elegans, 966 nucleotides long. It is a transcript of the gene srg-56, whose product is annotated as Serpentine receptor class gamma. Gene Ontology annotation, molecular function: transmembrane signaling receptor activity. Lineage: Eukaryota; Metazoa; Nematoda; Chromadorea; Rhabditida; Rhabditidae. The record is from RefSeq and is marked reviewed. The coding region runs from base 1 to 966 and encodes 321 amino acids. Gene Ontology annotation, biological process: sensory perception of chemical stimulus. The transcript is spliced from 5 exons. Gene Ontology annotation, cellular component: membrane.